CCCUCUCGCUCUCUCUCUAUCCGUUCUGCAUCGCCGUGGGGCGUCGUUUGCUUUGCGCAUUCCGGUUCGUGUCGUUCGCUGAGGGAAUUCGGGAAAUGGAAGCGAAAAUCGGGCGGUUCUUCGAUUCGGUGGGCGGCUUCUUCAAGGGCGACGACCUGAUCCCCUGGUGCGACCGCGAUAUCAUCGUCGGCUGUGAGAGAGAUGUUGCAGAAGCUGCCAAUGGUGGUUCAGAUGAGCUCAAAAGUGAUAGCAUAAUGAGGUUAUCAUGGGCCCUUGUUCAUUCUAGACAACCAGAAGAUGUGCAGCGAGGGAUAGCCAUGCUUGAAGCUACCUUAGGGAACACGAAUACCCCUUUACAACAGAGGGAGAAGCUGUAUCUUCUGGCUGUUGGAUAUUACAGAAGUGGGGAGUAUUCCAAAAGCUUGCAGCUUGUACAGCGAUGUUUGGAGAUUGCACCUGAUUGGAGGCAAGCGUUGACACUCAAAAAGACUGUUGAAAGUCGAAUCACUAAGGAUGGUGUAAUCGGAAUAGGCAUCACGGCAACUGCCGUUGGACUUGUAGCUGGUGGUAUUGCAGCAGCAUUGGCUCGCAAGAAAUGAUAAAUCCAAUUUAUCUUUGGAACCUUUGGCCAGGAAAAAAGUACCUGUAUUACCUGGAUUCUGAAACUGGGUUAUUGUUGCUCUUUUAAAGUUUUUUACCAAAGCAUCAUGAAACGAGAUUUGGAUGCUCCAUAUUUUGUAUGUAUGCGCCAAAACCUUCUUGCAAGCGGGUCUCAUUCUCCAUUGUCA
Messenger RNA from Syzygium oleosum, 788 nucleotides. Its product is annotated as mitochondrial fission 1 protein A. Gene Ontology annotation, biological process: peroxisome fission; autophagy of mitochondrion; mitochondrial fission. Gene Ontology annotation, cellular component: mitochondrial outer membrane; peroxisomal membrane. Gene Ontology annotation, molecular function: protein binding. The coding region runs from base 96 to 599 and encodes 167 amino acids. NCBI's taxonomy places the organism in Eukaryota, Viridiplantae, Streptophyta, Magnoliopsida, Myrtales, Myrtaceae. The record is from RefSeq and is a predicted model, not a curated record. The transcript has 6 exons.